This is a messenger RNA of Candidula unifasciata, 675 nucleotides long. Lineage: Eukaryota; Metazoa; Mollusca; Gastropoda; Stylommatophora; Geomitridae. The record is from the annotation of a GenBank genome assembly.
AUGGAACUGCAAGCGUCAGAAAACAAAGCUUUCAGUUCAGAUCUCGACUGGGAACGCACAGGCACCAUGAGAAAAAGCACUGUCCGGCCACUGAGUGAGGACAAGACGAGGGCAGGUGUCGCCAAGGAUGCCAAGAAAGAGCUUGACGACGACUCGGAUGGGUAUGACCCUUUAUCCGCCGAAUCGUUAGGUCCCCUGAUGUCUAGCAACCAGUUCGGCAUGCGGAAGAUUGCGGCCCAGGCGCUUAUGGAUGUAGCUUUGAUGAUGGCCAAUAUUUCACAGCUGCGAACCCUUCUCACAGCAGGUGUCAAGAUGGACUACUACAUCACUCUCAUCGCCCUGGUGAUCCUCUCGUUAGCCCUGCAGUUGUUGUUUGCACUUCUCAUUUUCGUCAUGUGGACGCGCGAGAGCGACCAACACCGGAAAGACGAAUAUCUAAAAACUUUACGAAAUGUGAUAGAAGUGACCAAACUAGGGUCAACCGCCGAUAAGGAGAAGGCCCGUGAUCUGCUGGUACGGAAACAGGAAGAUUACAACGAGGAUCGACUGACGUCGCACCUCAACUACAUCACAAUGAUUCUGGUGUUUGCCAUCACCGUGGUCAAUAUGUUCAUCACGGGCUUCGGCAUCAAGCUGGAGGAGUCCACUGACGCACUCAACAAAACUGUCAAAUAA